CGUGUGACAUCCGUCUUUUUGGUCCCGUGACACGGCUGUAAUUGUUAGCAGUCAGCAAGAAACGUCGCGGUGUGGUAAAUGAUAUGUUAUUUGUUCUAUGAGCAGUCACUUUCGCCAUUAAUAUAACGUCUGCUGAAGCACGAUGUUAUCUCGUCUAUUGAAGGAGCACCAGGCGAAGCAAAAUGAGCGGAAGGAGCUGCAGGAGAAACGCAGACGUGAAGCAAUAGCUGCAGCCACUUGUUUGACCGAAGCCCUGGUAGACCACCUCAACGUUGGAGUUGCACAGGCAUAUGUAAACCAGCGAAAGCUUGACCAUGAGGUUAAGACUCUUCAAGUGCAGGCAAGCCAGUUCUCCAAACAAACUGCUCAGUGGAUCAGUAUGGUGGAGGGUUUCAAUCAAGCAUUAAAGGAAAUUGGGGAUGUAGAAAACUGGGCACGAAGUAUUGAGAUGGACAUGAGGACAAUAGCAACAGCGCUGGAGUAUGUACACAAGGGUCAGCUUCAGUCUGCUUGCUCAUAAACCAUGAACGUGUGUGUGUUGGACAUUUGCAAGUGAAACUGAAUACACUGGAAUAAAAUUUAAAUCUACUUGAGUUGACCCCUA
This is a messenger RNA of Oreochromis aureus, 604 nucleotides long. It is a transcript of the gene bloc1s1, whose product is annotated as biogenesis of lysosomal organelles complex-1, subunit 1. Gene Ontology annotation, cellular component: BLOC-1 complex. Gene Ontology annotation, biological process: endosomal transport. The transcript has 4 exons. The record is from RefSeq and is a predicted model, not a curated record. Lineage: Eukaryota; Metazoa; Chordata; Actinopteri; Cichliformes; Cichlidae. Bases 143 to 520 code for a protein of 125 amino acids.